AUGCCGAACGGGAAGCUUUCGAAACCAGCAUCCACUGUUCUGGUGCGGGUCAUUAACCCAGCUCAGGUCUCAUCCCCCUUCGACUCCAUUCAAGUGCAUCGUCAAAACCCCGAUUCGGCGAUCAAACACGGAUUCCUUUCCCCGUCCGAUAUCUCUGAUCGCUGCUAUUCUCCUAUCCUUCUUUGCCACACUGCCUGCCGCCAGGUGGAUGGAGCAGGGAAUGCCGAAUCCCGCGUUAAUCCAAUCGUCGGUUCCGAUUAUCCAGCAGCAGCAGCUCCUCUCCACCACGAGGUGCCGUUGGAGCUAUCCGCGCAUGACACUCAGGGAUUGACUUCAUGCUUGCACCACUGCGUCGGGUGCUAUAGAGUGGCAGAUAAGGUUUCUGAUCCUGCGAUCAAUGACCGCUGGACUGUCCUCUUUGCAUGGGUCGACGAGUGCAGAGAGUAUUCUGCUGCCCACAGCCAAACAUUGGUAGUCGAUUACAGAUCGCUGAUACAUUGCUACUCUCUCGGGUCUAGACCAUGCGAUAGUGUGCAGCCCGCCGGCCAUGAUAGCGUCAUCCCGCAGUGCUCUACCAAUGUUGACCCCACCACUACCACUGCUGACAUGGGUGCACUCGACUCGGUUUUCCACUUCCGUCGGGAUGCGGCAGGGAUACCAUGA
Molecule: messenger RNA, 663 nt
Organism: Aspergillus niger
Lineage: Eukaryota; Fungi; Ascomycota; Eurotiomycetes; Eurotiales; Aspergillaceae
Exons: 6
Coding region: 1-663 (220 amino acids)
Source: RefSeq, a predicted model, not a curated record